CGGCUGACCGCCGAGUCGGCCGCCGCCGAGCUGGCCGAGUACAAACUGAAAGCGCAGCGGAUCCUGCAGUCCAAGGACCAGCUGAUCGCCGGGCUGAAGGACGGUAGCCGGGGCGGCGACGGCGGCGACCUGCUGAACGCCGAGCUCGAGCAGGUGCGCUCCGAGCGGGAGCUGGCGCAGACCGAAGUGCAGAAGCUGGCCGCUAGAGUGCAGCAGCUGCGAGACGAGCUGCACCAGACGGAGGCGGCGGCGGCUGACGAGGCGCAGGCGGCGGCGGACGCGCUGCGCGAGGCGGAGACGCGCGAGACAGCCGACCGCCGCCUGCGUCAGGAGCUGGAGCAGGAGUUGGAGCAGGCUGGCCAGGAGAUGCGCUUUCUACGUGAGGAGAUGACGCGUCAGAAGACGCAGGCGCUCACCAGGCUUCAGGAGCGGGACGACGAGAUUGAGAAGCUGCGUCGUCAGAUCACGUCCAAGCACGUGGCCAGCAGCACAGAGGUGGAGCUGGAGACGCGUCUCCGGUCGCUCACGGAGAACCUGAUCCAGAAGCAGACCAACAUCGAGUCACUGAGCACGCAAAACAAGUCGCUUGCUGUGCAGCUGGAACGCGCCCAGGUACAGAUUGAGCAGCUGGAGGGGUGCGCGCCGCGGCCGGAACGGGCGCCGGGCCCGGCCGACGGCGACGCGCCGCGGCUGCGGCCGCCCGCCUUCUUGGCGGAGACGCCCUGGGACGGCAGCGUGGCGCGACGCGUCAAGCGAGCCUACUCGACGCUGGACGCCUGCUCCGUCCGCAUGGGCGUCUUCCUCAAGCGGUACCCGAUCGCGCGCAUCUUUGUGCUUGGAUACAUGUGUCUUCUGCACCUCUGGGUCAUGAUCGUGCUCUUCACCUACACGCCCGAGAUCCACGGCGACGACUUCCACCGGCCGUCCAGCCACCCACUGCCGUGAGCGGCUCCAGCGCCGGUUAUGGACAGCUAGUGUCGCCGCCGCCCUCGGGCCGCCUGUGCUCAGUCCGAUGACUCUUCUUGUGUGCAUGGUGGGAGCUGGUGUAGGUGACCUUGUUAUGUAGAUUGUAGAUUGUUUUUAGCGCGGAGAUAACUUCACAGUUUUCGGUACUAUCUCGUGAUAUUUUGCAUAGGGUAUGGCGGCGACUAUUUUUGCGGUCUUGCACGAAACGUCUGGUGCAGAGUUCGGAAGAUUGUGCGCGUUGGACAUCGUGCGAGCCGGUUGGCUGCUGAAACAGCUGUAGCUAGUUGACAUCGCGUUCAGUUGGUACCCAGGGUCAGCUGCACCCGCGGGGUUAAGUCGUCGAGGUCAGGGGAUCUCCAACUCCCUGCUGGCCCGGCGCCCAACCGGUUGCAGGGUUUCCAGAUCUGCAUAUUAACGGGCGCCUCCAGGACGUUGGACUCGCGGCGCACCCUGACCGGUUUGAGUCAGCUGACGCGACGCUAGAGGCCUGUCCAGCUGGCCGCCUGUCCGUGGCCGCCUGCCUGUCCCGGCGCCGGUGCCCCGGCCCAGCGGUGCCGACCCAGUCCCGCCGGAGGGCUGGGGCUCGCUCACACUGGGCGCAUGUGCUGGGUCGGUAAAUGCCUGUCUGUAAAGAACAUGUCUGGAAACACACCGAUUCUGACACAUCGUUCCCCGGCUGCGUACAGAAUGUGCCGCCGUAUGUGACUUGCCGAUGUGCCAACUCAUGUGACGCGACCCGAGUCGUGACCGGGCAUGGCGUCCUUGCCGCUGAGCGGCGCAGCGUCACAUGUAACGAGCUUUCCACCGCUCCCAACCUGCACUCGCGAGCGCCGAUCGCGUGACUCCCACCGCCCGUCGACGCCGGAAAAGCCGGCUCCUGCGCCCAACACUGUAUGCAGUGUUAGGUUCGUUGUGUGGUGUGUUGAGAGGGGAGGGCUGACGCGAGUAGAAUAAAUCCUUUGUGUUUAUUUUAAUUGGCCACAAGUGUUAUUUAUAGCCAGCCACGUGGGUGAGCCGUGGGCCGCUCACGUGUGCCCCUGUGCCUGUUCACGGAUCGCGACCAGCCAUCUUGCGCUCGCGCUCUCUGAAGUCGUGCGGUAUGUGGGCGUCGUGAACUGCUGCUGAAUAAACCGGGGGCGCGUUCUGUAGUGGCGGGUAUAACGCCCCC
Molecule: messenger RNA, 2134 nt
Organism: Pollicipes pollicipes
Lineage: Eukaryota; Metazoa; Arthropoda; Thecostraca; Pollicipedomorpha; Pollicipedidae
Product: golgin subfamily A member 5
Exons: 6
Coding region: 367-945 (192 amino acids)
Biological process (GO): retrograde transport, vesicle recycling within Golgi; Golgi organization
Cellular component (GO): Golgi cisterna; Golgi membrane
Source: RefSeq, a predicted model, not a curated record